Colletotrichum navitas is the source of this 1236-nucleotide messenger RNA. Its product is annotated as ribosomal protein L32. Lineage: Eukaryota; Fungi; Ascomycota; Sordariomycetes; Glomerellales; Glomerellaceae. The coding region runs from base 1 to 1236 and encodes 411 amino acids. The record is from RefSeq and is a predicted model, not a curated record. The transcript has 2 exons.
AUGACAAACCUCACACUCACAAUCUCCCUCCCCGCUCACCAACACCCGGCCUCGAGUAAACGCCUUCUCGGUCUGCCGCUCGAACUGCGCAACCACAUCUACCAUCACGCCCUCGUCGCGCCGCCGAAGCACUCACGCACCCACGACGAUGACUGCCACUUCCGCUACAACCAUACGGCCACCUCCAUCGAGCCUGCUGCCUGCGUCGUCCUCGACGUGACCGUCGACCCCGUUCCGCUCCAAUACAUCUAUAGACAUGACCGGUUGUCGCAGUGCCGCUGCGCGAAGCGCACGACGCUGAACCUCCUCCUGGCGUGCCGCCAGGUCUACCGCGAGGCCGCGCCCAUCUUCUGGUCCGCCAACACCUUCGUCUUCGACCACUCGGACGACUUCACCAUUUGCGUCGGCGCCCAGCUCCGCCCCGCCUUCCGCCCGCUGUUGCGGCACGUCUACGUCGCCUCGGCAGACCGCGAGGAGAAUCCCCUCUGGACGACGCGGAAUCUCUUCUCCGGCGCGUGCAUCCCGCCAGGCGACAAAAUCCCGCGCUGGCUACAAUUCUGGGGUGUGCUGAACCAGUGCCGCGGCCUCCGGACACUGGCCGUUCAGCCCGAGGUCAUGCGGCGUCACGGCGCGGACUUUGCGGCGCUGAGCCGGCGGCUCCCGGCGCUCGAGCGGCUCGAGCUGACAUGGAUGGGCAAGUACAAGGACGACCAGGCCUCGCACGUGCCUAACCGUCGGUCCUUCCGGGCGUGCGAGUCGGUCCAGCGGGAGAUGGUGUUCGUGCGGGCGGCGCGGUCGGUGGACCUCGGCGCGGCGGAUUUUGGCGGCGCGGAGUGGUGCAAGGAGCUAUACCGGGACUUCACGACCAACUUCUGCGUGCACCUGGACACGAUCGUGCGGAACCGGUUCCUGGGGUGCGGCGCGGACGGGCCGGACCGGUACCGGAUCGAGCUGCACACGGGCAGGGUGGAGGCAGGGCUGAAUGACGCGCGGAGGACAUGGAACGUGGAGCUGCCGACGGGGAAGACGGCGCGGCUGGACUUUCUGGCGGUGCCGCAGUCGCGAGAGACGCGGAUGCGGCUGAAGAGGCAGAUGCGGGCGCGGGACGCGGCGCGGCGGGCGAGUGGGAAGCCGACGGUGGCGGAGGAGAGGGCGGCGAGAGAAGAGAGACGGGUGGAGAGAAAGAGAGUCGUGAGGAGGGGCGUGGAGGAAGGUUUGGCUGAGCUUGCACUGUGA